This is a messenger RNA of Prunus armeniaca (apricot), 1515 nucleotides long. The record is from the annotation of a GenBank genome assembly. NCBI's taxonomy places the organism in Eukaryota, Viridiplantae, Streptophyta, Magnoliopsida, Rosales, Rosaceae.
AUGAUGUUACAGAAGAAGCUACGGUCAACUAGAAGUUUUCAAGCUGAAGGAGCUCUUAGUGAGGGUAUGACAGACAGAUUCAGUAAUCUUCCAGAUGAAGUUGCUCAUCUUAUUCUUUCCUUCCUCACGUUCAAAGACCUCACUCGAGUGGGUACUGUGUCCAAAAGAUGCAGAAGAUUUUAUGUAUCAGCGCCAUCAGUGAAUUUUGAUGCGAGUCAGGCAAGAACCAACCAGAAGCUAGUAGAGUUGAUGAGUUCUUGGGAUCGGUACUUGUUUCAUCGUGGUGAUAAUAAGUUGCAGCGUUUUUCCGUUUUCUGGAAUUUCUUUAAAAACAAAAGUGUAAGUAAGCUUUCUGAUGAGCAUUUUCGAAUAAUCACAUGGAUUCAUAAUGCAGUAAGGUGUAAUGUUGAAGUGCUUAACCUUUAUUUCUUAGCACUCCAUACCACCAUGUUAGCAUUGCCUUCUUGCGUUUUUCUUUCUCAAUCCUUGAAGUCUCUAUCAGUUUGCUGUUCCGGGGUGAUUCUUCAAACACCCUCCUUAUCUUUUUCAUGCAAUCUCCUUUCCUUGAGGUUGAGUUGUGUUAAUAUAGUAGAUGAGAGUUUCUUUAAAUGGAUCUCAUGUACCUGCAAAUGCCUUAAGGAAAUACAACUUUUUCGCGUUAUAGGGAUAGAACGUAUCACCAUUGAAAGCUUGUCUUUGGAAUCAUUUGUGUUUGUUUCAGUUUGUGGUAUUAAACUCCUCCAUCUUAGCAUCUCUGGUGAGAAACUUGAAGAAAUAGAGUUAGAUUGGGAAUUUGAUGCUCGUCCUGACAGCCGCUCAUUAAAUAUUUUUGCGCCAAAUCUUAGAAAGUUGAAAUGGGAAGGGAAACUGUUGAAUGGCCAAAACCUCGGGAAGUUAAUGAGUUUAGAAAAAGCUCAGAUUUUUCUGGAGCCUGAAGUAAAUGACUUCGACAAUUUACAUGCAGUUCUUAGCAGUUUGUGCAAGGCUAAAGUUCUUAUUCUAAACGAGAAGACCAUUAAGGCUCUGCACAAGGAAGGUUCCAUGUCAGCAUCGUUAGAUAUUUUUCAUUUCAGUAUGCAUUUGAGGAGCUUGAAUGAUGCCCUAGUUCCAGCAGUGGCCUGUCUUCUUAAAGGAAUGCCUAAUUUGAAUACCUUGAAUAUAAAGUCUAAACCACCCAGAGGGCAGCCUUGCAUGUCAUCUGGGUUUGAUAUGGGAUACUGGAAAUUGCAAAACUUUGCUUUCAUUUAUCAUCUUGUGGAGGUAACUAUUGAGCUUUCCAAUGGGUCUAAUGAAAUUGAGUUUGCACGGUACAUUCUCGAGCAUGCUGUGAAUUUAAAGAAAAUUGUCAUUCUUUUUCAAUCAAGAUCCCAACAAUCUAAUGACGUACUAGGGAAGAACCUCACACAACUUUUGGAAGAAGUGACUGCAGCCGUCAAGGCUGAUAUGGAAGAGAUCAAAAACCUCCUUCUUGAUCUUCCGGACCUCAAUAAAGAAACCAAGUCUUCACAGUGCUAA